Messenger RNA from Limulus polyphemus (Atlantic horseshoe crab), 1209 nucleotides. Its product is annotated as transmembrane ascorbate ferrireductase 1-like. Lineage: Eukaryota; Metazoa; Arthropoda; Merostomata; Xiphosura; Limulidae. The record is from RefSeq and is a predicted model, not a curated record. Gene Ontology annotation, molecular function: oxidoreductase activity. The coding region runs from base 253 to 1209 and encodes 318 amino acids. The transcript is spliced from 6 exons.
UUUCAAUCCAGGUUCUCGUUACUUGGAUACUGUACUAUUUAUCCUGUAAAAACGCAGCGACUGGUCACGUGUGAAGGGGAAGGAAAACUCUGCAAGUGUAAUUUACGACGAGGCAAACAGAAUGUUUUCAUCAGUUAAUUGAACCACUGUAUGUCUAAACGUGUUUAGAAGUCUCGUAUUUUGUUCCUCGUUCUAGUUAGAAAAAUCAUAAGAUUUCUAUAGUUUCUGGAGCCUAGCUUAUUUAAAACCGAAAUGGGUUCAAAAAACACAGAAGUGGAGAACGAGCUAUCCAUGCCAUUACGUUAUGGGUAUGGUCUGUUAUUGUUUAUCUCCGAAGUGCUGCUCUUUGGCUGUCUUGGUCUCUGUAUCUUCUGGAUCAUUUAUUAUGGCGGCGGUGUAGCCUGGACCAAUGAUACCUCCAAGCAGUUUAACCUGCAUUAUGUUCUAAUGAUUGGAGGGUUUAUUUUCAUGAACGGACAAUCAAUUCUGGUGUAUAGAAACUUCUUCUGUUGGAAGAAAAUGUAUAACAAGGUGAUACAUACUAUCUUCUUCGUAUUGGAAAUCUCAGCCAUCACUAUUGGUCUGAUGUCAGCCAUUCGGGCCCAUAACAACAGUUCAGAUCCUAAACAUUUUUACAGUCUUCAUUCUUGGAUUGGACUGGGUACUUUAGGUCUAUUUUCUUUUCAGUUUGUCGUUGGUUUUAUCGUACUUUUGGUCUUUUUGGCUUGUGACGCCACAACAACCAAGUUUCGUCACCAACUGGAACCGACUCAUAGAACGUUUGGAUUAAUUAUCUUCAGCAUGGCAGUCGCAACAUGUGUUACAGGUCUAAUUCAAUCUGCUCGUCACAGACUCAGGCUUGCAUCAAGUUUGGUAUCCGUAACUGAAGAAAUCAAUAUUUGUGAACACAGUAAACACACUGAUGCAAACAUCGGAAAAACAACCUCAAAUGCCUCUGUACCCGAUUGUGACAUGACUGAUAUUCCUAAGUGUUGGUCCUGUGAUCAGUUUAAAGAAAAAAUGCGUGAAUAUGAUUGGCUUUACACAAAACAAGUUUACAGUAUAUGCAAAGCUGAACGUGAAUUUACUGACUUGCUCGAUGGAAUUGACAUGGGACGUGUUUUACACAGUGACCAUUCUUGUGCAGACAUUAGUGUACAUAUUGCUAAUGCUAUGAAAGAGAUAUUAGUGACUGAAAUAGUAAGCUAA